This is a messenger RNA of Somion occarium, 1892 nucleotides long. NCBI's taxonomy places the organism in Eukaryota, Fungi, Basidiomycota, Agaricomycetes, Polyporales, Cerrenaceae. The record is from the annotation of a GenBank genome assembly.
ACGAUUGCUCCGUUUAACGACAGUUGAAACCGAUCACCAACGGAGAAGUUGACACCUGACGAUACCAGGAGUUUCGCGCACCCGUCAGCGAACGACACGUCGAAACGGAAGGUAACCUGUUCCGUCAGAACCAGACUGGCGAAUAUCUGAAGCUCUACGCUCUUGUGAUGGUUGGAAAAGUACAUCGUCUUCGCCGUUGGAGUCAGUAUGUUGUUCGAUAUGAGCCGCUUUGUGUCGUUUGCGUUCCAAGUCCAGUUUGCUGUCACCGUUUCGUUUCAUGGCAAUGGGUUCGACCCACAACGGCGGUGGAUGGCAAGCCUGCGACGCGUCGCGACGCGCUUGUCAGGAACGCGCGACCGACGAUCGAGAUCUAAUCUAAUCACCCUCGUAAUGCACUGUGGCAUUGUUUACCGUUCCUGCAGCCUCUUGCAGCUAUUUCCUGAACCACUACUACCACCAUGUCAGAAGUACCGCUACCCAUUUUGUUUCACCGUGCUUUGCAAACAGCAUCGAAAGCCGCUAACUUGCCAACAAUCGAGGACGAGACCCAGGAGCUCAUUCAAUCGGCCGUGGAUGACCUACUCACUGUUCGCUCCCAUAUCACUGAUUUGUCGCUAUUCAGUCCAAACGAAUCCAUUGGAGACAUUGCUACUAAAGAUCUUGUCUAUCUUUCUGUCCCUUUCGCAAUCGCGCAGGUACAGAAACGCGCAAGAAUCAUCGAUCGAGAGGAACGCAUUGAUCACGCUCUACGUGUUUUGUCCUAUUUCAGGUCGUUCCUCUCGAUAUUGGAGACCUAUGACAUCGUUCCCGAAGCGGAGAAGAGUCUGUAUGAACGCCGUGCUUCUUCAGUCAAUGAUCCCGCAAAACGGAGAGAACUCAGGAUCAAACAAUUUCAAAAGGAGAAAGAGCUCAAAGCGAGGAUAGAAAGUCUUCGCAAACGUCGGAAACAGGGCCCAUCGGACACGGAGCCCUCCUCGGAAUUUGAACUCAUUGCGUCUCUACUUCCACCACCGUCAUCUGAGAAAUCUGCUUCUGGCGAAGAGGAAGAUCCCGAAACUGAAGACAUCUUGCGCGAAGUUACUCUCGUGCUAUUGCGCCUUUUCUACGCUCAGACGCAUGGAGAAGUAGACAGUUUACAGCAAGAACUUGAACUACUGAAGAGUGCUCCGCCGACACCGCCUAAGCUUCCUAUUGAUGAUUCUAGGCAAGGGAAGACAAAGGAGCAGGAUGAAAUGUGGAGAUUAGAUGCCCCUCCACUUAUCGGAGGUCCAGGUGGCAGAGGACCUCUACUAGAUCCAAGCGGCAAGCCACUGAGGCCGUUCACCAUCCUACCUUCCAGUGCUGCAGAUCGAGCUCGUCUUCAAGCACAAGUAUUCCAGCCUGAUCACAGACUUCCGACAAUGACCGUUGAUGAGUACCUCGAGAUCGAGGGACAACGAGGGAACAUAAUCACCGGUGGAGGACCACAAUCUGAAUCUAAACCAACGACAUCGGAACAAUUGCAGCUUGAUUCCGAGAUGGAGGGGACAGCCUUCAGCGAACAGAAGACUGAAGAGAAACGGCAGAAGGAUGAGAAAUGGGCACAGUACACCGAUACACACCCCAGGGGUGCUGGAAACAUUAUGAAUCGAGGUUGAAGGUCGACUAGUAGUGUAUGUACGAUAUCGUGAAGUUCCACAAUGAUGUACAAUAUGGUUUUGAAUUUCUUCAGACGACUCUACGUUGAGCGAUAACCAACACGAAACAAUUUUACAAACUUUUAUCCAAACUUACGCAUGCACUGAUUACUCUCAUUUCACGAGAGGAUCUUCUCCGUCGAACAAGAAGGUCCAUAGUGCAUCCUUACUCCGGAAGUCAUGAUGUACGAUGCUCACCAACCACCUCUUCGUCCG